CUCGCGAUGUGGAGCAAUCGCUGCUCGAUUUUAAUCCUGGCGCUGCUGGUCGCCGGCAAUGUGGGAAAAGUAUUCGGUAGGCUGCCGAGAAUCCUGCCAGAAUCCUUCGCCGAAGGCGAUGAAGGUGUCAUAGUGCGCGGUGACUGUGAGUUCAAAGUGAACGGUGACCUCAGCGAUCCCGCUCCCGUUUUUUCGCGACACAACUCUUAUGAAAUUGUGGUGCCGGAUCCCACGGACACAGUGCGUUUGGUUAAUGGCGAACUUUUGGAUAUGUUCUGCCCGGGAGUGGGAUUUGCAGCCCCGUUUGCGAAUCGAUCGCAGGUGACGGCCACGUGUCUGCAGAACAAGUACUUCCUGGUUGAUGACCUCAUCUACUCGUUUGCUGAUUUCUCCUGCACAAGUUGGCCCCUUUUCGCGGCCCUUCGAACUGGCAAAGAUUGCAACGGAGGCACCGAUCUCGUCCAGGUGGGAUUCGAGGUGGAAGAUGGUGGAUUCCUGCAGUCCUACGAACUUUGUCACGAUGCCGAGGCGGAAGCAACGCGUUACGUUCACCAUGUUCUCUAUCCCUCGAGCUACGAUUAUCAGCAUGGAGUAGCAAGACCCAGUUUUAUAGAACUUGAUUUCUAUAAUGGCAAGGAUGUGAACAAUAAGUACACCCAAGUGCAGCAGAACAUCACCAUUAGUGGGAUCCUCGGACUGGAUGCCUCGCCCUAUUUCAACUACAGUGAUGAUCGUAUUCUGUCUCGGGGUCACAUGAUCGCCAAAACGGAUCAGAUUUUCGGAGCAGCUCAGCACUCUACUUUCCUGUACAUCAAUGUGGCACCGCAGUGGCAAACCUUCAAUGGCGGCAACUGGGAGAAAGUGGAGACGAGUGUCCGGAAGUUCGUGGCCGAUCGCAAUCUCACCACUGAUUGUUAUACUGGCACUUGGGGUGUUUCCACCCUGCCCGAUGUGGAUGGGAUCGAAAGGGAGCUGUAUCUGGACUUCGAUGAGAACAACAAUGGCUUGAUCCCCGUGCCUGCUUUGUAUUUCCGUGUGGUUAUCGAUCGGGCGACUCGUGAAGGCAUCGUGCUUGUCGGCAUUAACAAUCCUUACUUGACUCUGGAGCAAAUUCUGAAGGAUUUCGUUCUGUGCAGGGACAUUGGGAACCAGCUUAGUUGGGUGACUUGGCUCAAGACAGAUCUGCAUGCCGGUUAUUCCUAUGCUUGCACUGUGGAGGAUUUCAUUGAAGUGGUCAAGGACUUGCCACUGGAGGAUCUGCAAACAAAUGGAGUUCUGGGAUUGGAUGACGUAACUACUACUGAACCUCCUAGUACAACAACUACUGAGGGGCCAAGUUCAACAACCGAAGAACCAAGUUCAUCUACUGCUUCAACCACCACUGAACCACCUUCUUCCACAACUCAACCCACAACGGAAGAAAGCUCUUCUACGGUUACAACAACUGUGGAACCGAGUUCAACAACUUCUUCAACAACUGUGGAACCGAGUUCAACAACUUCUUCAACAACUGAGGAACCUAGUUCCACUACAGUUGAACCCGCUUCAUCAUCUUCCUCGUCUUCAACUUCAAUUCCCCCCGUUACAUCGCCUUCUCCAAUUGGAAACCCCUGCAAGUUCAGCAUAAAUGGAGAUCUCAAGGACCCUGCUCCACUUUUAACCCCUCAAGGAGCUCUCAGCUGGCUUCUUCCCGACGAGAAUGGAACCUAUACCGUGGAAGAAGGAUCCUCCAUCGAUCUGCAUUGCACUGGAGCUCUGGUUUCUCCCUUCAACAGGUACACCGCUGUAACAGCUCGUUGUGUUGGUGAUCAGUUGUACGAGGCCGAGGGUCAACAGUUGAGUAUUCGAGGAUUCGUCUGCCAGAGUUGGCCAACUUACGUCGCAGAGAGAUCCGGGGAGUCCUGCGAAGGUGGCACGGCUUUGGUGCACAUUGGAUUCAAUGUGGCAGCCGGUUUCCUUUCGCAUGUGGAACUUUGCUACAAUCAAGAAGAGCAGAUUUCAAGGUACGCUCGAUAUGAACUAACACCUGCCAAUUUGGCUUAUCAGCGGGGAGUUGCUCAACCUGGUUAUCUACGCGGUGAUUUCUACACUGGCGAAGAUGUCAACGUUCUGUAUGGUCAAACCCAUCAGCUGGAGGCAUUCAAUUCAGCUCUGGGAUUGGAUGCCAGUCAGUAUUUCGACAGCACCAAGGAUCUCUACUUGACCCGAGGUCAACUGGCCACUCGCCUUGAUUUUAUUCACAGUUCCGCUCAGAGAGCCACCCACUUUUAUGUGAAUGCCGUUCCGCAAUGGAGAAGCACCAAUAUUGGCAAUUGGCUGGCAGUGGAAUCCAGUUUGCGGCAGUUCGUGGCCGACGAGGCACUCAACGUGAGUGUCUAUGCCGGCAGCUAUGGUGUUUCGACACUUCCCAAUUCCCAAGGAGUGCAGACCGAUCUGUAUCUGAAUGCCGAGACGAAACAACUACCAGUGCCCAAGAUACUAUAUAAGAUUGUCAUUGAUCAGGAGAGUCGCAAGGGUGUGGUUCUUAUAGUGGUGAACAAUCCUCACAUUACUCUGGCGGAAAUCCUGCAGGACUACGUUUUCUGUGAGGAUGUGGGUGCUCAGUUGGAUUGGGUGGACUGGGAUAAAACGGACCUGCAGAAGGGCUACUCGUAUGCCUGUUCUGUGGAGGACUUCAUCCAGGUGGUGAAGGACCUGCCCACGGAUCAACUGGAGACCACGGGAAUACUUGGCGUGAGUUCUAUGCCCCUGGAAAACGAACUUUGCAGCUUCCAAGUUAAUGGAGAUCUUAAGGAUCCGGCACCCUUAUACGUUAUAAGAAACGAACUGGGUCAUGCGAGAUAUUUGGAGCCAAACCACGAAGGAAUAGUUCAGUUGAAGCACGGAGAAUCCUUGGAGUUCCACUGCAUCAAACCCUUAACCGGAUUAUUCGCUGGUUAUAGCUUCGUGAAUUCCACUUGCUGGCAACAACAGAGUUUCCUUGCCAUGGGAAGUAUCUAUCAGCUGCAGGACUUUGUCUGCAACUCCUGGCCAACUUAUUCGGCUCGAAGGACCAAUCGUCCUUGCAACGGGGGAACAGAUCUCCUGGAAGUUGGAUUCCAGCUCUCUGCCACUUCCUUCGAUGACUUCCUGCAGACUUUCGAUGUGUGCCACGAUGAACCGAGUGAGGUCACCCGCUAUGUGCAUCAUGUCCUCCAUCCGGGAAGUGCCCAAUACCAGCGAUCCGUAUCCCGGCCAACCUUCAUUCCUGGCGACUUUUACGGAGGCAAGGAUGUGAAUACCCUGUAUACUCAAGUCAGGCAGAAUAUCACCGUUUCGGAGAUCCUGGGCAUGGAUGCCUCGCCCUACUUCAACAUAAGUGGUAAUGUCUACCUGGCUCGGGGUCACCUUUCGGCCAAAACCGACUUUGUCUUCGGAGCUGAGCAACAGGCGACGUUCUUCUUUGUGAAUGCGGCUCCCCAGUGGCAGACCUUCAAUGGUGGAAACUGGGAACGAGUUGAGGAUAGUGUAAGGAAGUUCGUGGCCGAUGAAAACAUCACCGCAGAUUGCUAUACGGGCACUUGGGGAGUAUCCACCCUGCCCGAUGUGAAUGGCACCGAAAGGGAGCUUUACCUGGACUUCGACGAAAACAAUAAUGGUUUGAUUCCAGUGCCGAAGUUGUACUUCCGCGUGGUUGUCGAUCGCGAGAGCCAAAAAGGUAUCGUUCUAAUUGGCGUAAAUAAUCCCCAUGUGGAUUUAGAGCAAAUUAAGCGGGAAUAUAUUGUCUGCGAGGAUAUUGGCAAUCAACUAACUUGGGUCAGUUGGACCAAGGAGGACCUGAAGAAGGGCUAUUCCUAUGCUUGCACUGUGGAAGACUUUACUUCUGUGGUGAAAGACCUGCCAUUGGAUGAUUUACAGGUUAAGGGAGUGCUGGGCAUUUAAGACUUAGUUUCGUAGAUAAACGAAUAACCAAACAUACCGAAUUUCUUAAUUUAAAACCAAUAAAAAUGUUACCAAAUCUU
Molecule: messenger RNA, 4001 nt
Organism: Drosophila ficusphila
Lineage: Eukaryota; Metazoa; Arthropoda; Insecta; Diptera; Drosophilidae
Exons: 1
Coding region: 7-3921 (1304 amino acids)
Biological process (GO): apoptotic DNA fragmentation
Cellular component (GO): nucleus; mitochondrial inner membrane
Molecular function (GO): metal ion binding; single-stranded DNA endonuclease activity; nucleic acid binding
Source: RefSeq, a predicted model, not a curated record